Messenger RNA from Trypanosoma conorhini, 3606 nucleotides. RefSeq lists its product as uncharacterized. The transcript has a single exon. Lineage: Eukaryota; Euglenozoa; Kinetoplastea; Trypanosomatida; Trypanosomatidae. The coding region runs from base 1 to 3606 and encodes 1201 amino acids. The record is from RefSeq and is a predicted model, not a curated record.
AUGCGUUGGCUGCUGGCGCGGCUGCGGGGGUGCGGGGUGGGGCGCAGGGCCCGCGACCCCGCCGCUGCUGCCGCCGUGCGCCUCCCGCAGCAGCGGCGCCACGCGUCAUCGACGGGGGCGACUUUUGUGGCGCGCGACGGCGGGGAACGGCACCAACUGCGCGGGAGCCGCCGAGGGGGCGAGGGCGCGGGCGCGGGCGGUGGGGAUGCGUCCGCCACCAGCAACGGCGUGACACGUGACGCGGGGCCCGGAGGCCCGGAGGCGCCGGGCUUCAACGAGCAGGCGCUGACCUCUGCGCUGGAGGCGAUGCAUUGGGCCCUCGACUCGGCACCGCCGCCCCUCGUUGGCGCCGCGGCGACUAACGCGCAACUUGAAAGGGCACUUCAAAAGUGGCCAGACGUGGCCCGCCGCCUGCGGGCGGUCGCCAUACCGGUGCUGCUGCAGGCCCCCGACACAACCGCGCCGUCCCUGCCGUUGGUGGCAGAGGCGUGCGAGACCCUCACAGAGGCGCUUAGCGUCGUCGAUGAGGUGAUGAGGGCCACAGGCAUGCGUGCGGAGCGCAUGUUUCCGGCGGCCCUCGUCGUUGUACUCUGGAGCCGUCUGCCGGGGUUUUAUGUGCAGGCACAGCGUGCCUCCAAGGCGCGGCAGAUCCGCGGCCGUGAGCCCAAACCCCCCGCUUCGCUUGGAGCUUCACCGUCGCUCCUGCGCGAGUUCAAGCGUGUCAGACGAGCGCUUGCGCUACGCACCCGCGAGUUAAAUGAUUUGUUGCCACCGUCCGUGCUCGUGCAGGUGUUGGUGUGCAUGGAGCAAUGCGAUGCCCUUUCCGACGACAUCAUUGGCCCAAUCGGGACGCGGCUGCUCCGGCGCUACAACACCUCCGCGGCUCCACUGACUGGUCCGCAGCGCGUGGCCACAAAUCACCUUUUGUCUGCCCGCUUUGUGGCAACCGCCGUGACCUCGGAGGAGGUGCCGUUUCAGGGUGAAACCGCCCUCGCUUUUGCCCGCUUGCUUGGGCGAUUGCAGGUGACGAAUCACUUUCAACUGCACCGUCUCAUGCACACCAUUCUUUUACCCCAAGUGGUGGCGACUCUGCAGUCCCGUGCCACCGACGAGAAGGUCCUCUUUGAGUUGACGCGGUGCUACUCCCGCUACGCCGUGUCCGGCAGUGCCGUUACUCAACUCACAGCGUUAUGGCUGCCGCACCUGUUUUCUAUGACGUUGGACAAAUGCUCUGAGCUCCUGAGUGUUGUGGGCGGUGGUGGCGGCCGUGCGACUGUUGGCGCGGAGGAGGACUAUUUUCCGCUGAUCGAGGCGAUUCUGGCGCGGGCGUCGGCGUUGCACCAGCAGGUGAGUCGGGACGGCGCCAGUGUGGCGCCGGCUGCGGCUCUGGUGGUGUCGGCCGCCGCCGCGGAGGGGAGCGCGGCGAGGUUUAUUUGUGCCCUGGCCGCGGUGAACUCCGCCCGCUGGGCGGAGGUGUACCUUUUGGCGGCAACGGCGCUGGAGAGCUGCUUCGAUGAACUCUCCACGGCGGAUGUCGCUCGCGUGACGAAGGCGCUGCUGCGCCGCGGCUCGCAUGUCCCGUACCACCCGCUGCACUCUCGCUUGGCGCACCGCCUCCUCACCGACGAGGCGGCCCUGGCAGACGCGCAGCUGGGGGGACUCUCGCUGCUGGCCGCCGCGCUGAUGUCGCCGCCGCCGCCGCCCGCGCCGUCCGCGGCUCGGGCGCUUGCCGUCUUUCGACGCCACGGCAAAACCCUGGGCCUGCGGAGCUUCGUGGCUGGGAUCUGCGUGUCCCCCCUGGCGCGGCUGCCCCGUCGCUCGCAGGAAGGCGUCAUCAUGCACUUCACCGCCAUUGCCUCGGCGCUGGAGGUGCCUUGGCUAGUGCGGGGCAUCGCCGCGCUGACGUCGCAGCUACCAGAGACGGUGGAUCCGCUUUCGGUGCAGCGUUGGUUUUCACGCUUCACAGCCGUUGACGUCGCCCGCCAGCUGGACGUUGGGCAGGCGGCGACGUUGCUGAACGUUUUGUCUCAUGACGACUACAGCCGUGACUGCGCCUUGGCGAAGCAGGCGGUUGUGAGGCAGACCGGCAGGCUUUUACUACAAGACACUGUCCCCCUGGACACGGUGCUCCCGCUGGUCGCCGCCUUGCAGCGCUCCGAUGUCUUCUUCCCGCACCUCUACUCCCGUCUCUGCCGUGUUCUUCUUGCAGAUGUGCGCCAGGCGCCAUGGCGACUACUCCUUCCUGUCUUUCACGCGAUGGCGGACGAGUUCACGCGGCGGCCGCACGGCAAUGGAAGCGUGUUCCGCGAUGUAUGGGAGCAGCUUCGGACGCGUCUCAUGGAGGAGGCGGCCUCAUCUCUGGAGGCGGAGGACGUUGUUUUGGCACUUAAUGGGUUUGCGGCCCUAGAUGGAAGGGAUCGUCCUGUAUUCGCCGUCCUGCUGCAUCGCCUCUGGACUAUUUAUCAAGGCCUUGCUGUCCCUGCAAAGGCCAAAGACGCUGCUCCGACGCGGGAGCCACCACCACCGCCAUCAGCGGCGGCGGCAUGGGCAGAUAAUCUUCUUGCUGGCUGCACGCCAAGCGCGCUUGCUGUUCUCCUCACAACUCUCAUUCAUGCGGGGCAGGAGAAGGUCGCUGCCACGUUUAUGCCCUGGGUGCUGCUGCGCACUCGCCCCGUCGUCAUGGAUCUUUACCCGACUGACGUCCUCCACCUCAUGCCGGCCUUAUUGUCUUGCUUUGCAGCGGCAAACGCCACUGAGGAGGCUGCCGACUGUGGCCGCACCUUGUGGCUGUGCAGUCCCGUGAAUCGCACCAUUCUCCACUCCACGUACGACGGUUGCCGGGAGCUGUUCCUGCAGAUGUAUGAGGAUGAGGCAACCGCCAGGGAUGCAAACGCGCUACGGACCCAGCGCGCCGAGUGGACUCCAAAGGUGCGCCUGUCAGUCUCGCGGGUGCCACGCUACCCGUUUGCGGAGCUCCUGAUCGCACUCUGCCAGUGCGAGGUGCGGGACGAGGCUGUGGCCACGGCGUCUGCGGCGCGUCUAACGCGACGCUCCUGUGCGGUGUUGCCUGUGGCCGAGUUGGUGGAUUUGACCAUGGCGCUUUGCUUCCACUUUCCGCCGCCGCCGCGGGAGGCCGCAGAGAAUGAUGGGGCGGACGUCAUGAGGGGCGAGGGCGACGACGGCCGCGACAAGGAGGCGGAAGCCACCACGUGCACCUCCUCCAGCGAAGCGAGGGAGAAGAGCGACGCUGCAGGCGCGCCCUUGUCCGCGCUCGCCCCGCACCGGCGCUUUCUACCACCUGUCUUGACCGCGUUGUGGGACCGGGUGGAGGAGCUGCAGACGCCGCACAUUGAUGCCCUGCUGCGGUGCCUGCGCCAUUAUUACAGCGACAAGGUGGACGCGGACUUUUUGGACCGCCUUGCGCGGCACAAGGCGGCGCUUGCCGAGCUGCGGACAAGGACUCAGCGGCCUCACGGGACCGCGACAUGCGAUGACGGUGGAGAAAUCGUUGCGGCCGCAGUGUCGUCGACGGCAUCCACCGCGGUAGCUGAGCAGGAACCUGUGAGUCGAAGUGAACCCACGGCGGAGGAUCUGUUCACUUCGUGA